CGAUCUUUUUUUUGUUGAUAAAAAGCAUUGAAUUGAAUCCCAGCUUAAUCCUUGUCAAUUGUCAAUUGUCAAUUGAAUUGCUGAUGUUGGUAAUGCUAAGUCAGUUUUUGAUUCUUUGAAUAUAUAACAAAUCCUCUCGCAACUCGCAAAUGGCGGAAGAGAUUGAAACGAUGUCGUCGUCGUCUCUCUCCGAAGACACUCCCUCGCAAUCUCAGGCUCCUGCAUUAUCCAGUUUUCCAGCUUUCUCAAAUGGUGAUUUUCAGAUGGUUCCAGUCAUGUACCCAGCACUUGUUCCGGGCUUACAAAAUCAGGACCAUAUGAAUCGUGGAGCAGGCAUUUAUGCUGUUCCUGUUUUCUCCUGUAUGGGCCCUGUUGCUGGACUUCCAUCUAACACUCUUAUUCCUCUUACCUACAAUUUCCCCACUAGACGAAGUCCUGAGGCUGGUGUUGGAGGUGAAGAGCAUGGGCAAGGAGGGCAACAGCAGCACCAACAGCAACAGCCUGCACCUCAAAGACAGGUUGUUGUAAGGAGAUUUCAAAUUGCUUUUCAGCUUGAUUUGUUGCUUAUUCUAAAGCUGGCUGCAGUAAUCUUUUUGUUCAACCAAGAUGGGUCAAGACAGAGGCUUGUUGUCCUCGUAUUUUUUGCUUCACUUGUCUACUUAUACCAAACUGGAGCUCUCACACCAAUAGUACGCUGGCUUUCACAAGGCAUGCAGAGGGCAGCUGCGCCUCCCCAUCCACCAAGACCUGCUGUCAGGGCUGAAAAUGUUGCUGCUGCAAGACAGGGAGUUGAGAAUGUUGCUGGGGCAGAAGGUCAACCUGGAGCUCAGAUUGAGAAUCAGCCUGCAAAUGAUGGAAACCGGGCUGUUGAGAAUGAAAAUGAGAAUUUAGCAGAACCUGGUGGCGUCAAUGGUGCUAAUCAUUGGUGGGGAAUUGUGAAGGAAAUUCAGAUGAUUGUCUUUGGUUUCAUUACUUCCCUUCUCCCGGGCUUUCACAACAUAGAUUAGAUCAGACUUUGUUGGAGACAACCCCUUUGAACCGAUUCAAAAGCUGGAAACAAAAUGGUUUUAAUUUUUCAAAUAAAUGUGAAGUAUUUUAUAUUGUCAUAGUUAUAACUUGAAGCAUACUGUAUGUGCAAUGAUAGCACCAUUUUGGAUAGUGUGGCUUUUAGUUAUGGGUAUCAUAUACAUGUAUUCAGGAAGUUCUUGUUUUUUCAGAGUUUAUAUUUCAUGCGGAGGAUUUUAUUUAAGCA
This is a messenger RNA of Quercus robur (English oak), 1252 nucleotides long. RefSeq lists its product as uncharacterized. The record is from RefSeq and is a predicted model, not a curated record. The transcript has 5 exons. Lineage: Eukaryota; Viridiplantae; Streptophyta; Magnoliopsida; Fagales; Fagaceae. The coding region runs from base 150 to 1007 and encodes 285 amino acids.